Spea bombifrons (plains spadefoot toad) is the source of this 3024-nucleotide messenger RNA. RefSeq lists its product as uncharacterized. The record is from RefSeq and is a predicted model, not a curated record. Lineage: Eukaryota; Metazoa; Chordata; Amphibia; Anura; Pelobatidae. Gene Ontology annotation, molecular function: protein binding. The transcript is spliced from 16 exons. Bases 1 to 3024 code for a protein of 1007 amino acids.
AUGGUGGCGGGAGAAGCGGAGGAUAAAGUGCCGGACAUGGACGGCGUUCUGCCCCAGCUUCUCUCCCCCCUUCCCCACGUGGUGCAGCAGGGGGUAGAAGUGAUAGUGAACGACGUGCAGGCGUACCGGGAGCAGGUGAUGGCGGCGCUGAUGACCGACUCGCGGUGCAGACAGUACAUAACGGCUCUGUGCAACCUGCUGAGAGCUCCCGACGUCAGGUUGUGCAGUAGUGCGGCGUACAUCCUGGGCACGGUGGCAGAAGACCCAGACAUCUCCUCGCUGCUGGUGGAGCUGGCCAAGAGCUGGACAGACUGGGACCUGCUGGUCAGAUUGGGAGACAUGUUACAGUGGGAGGACACGGAGGUUGUGAUGAACGCUGCGGGGGCUCUGGGAACGCUGGCAGAGAGCAGCUCCGGUCGCCGAUGGAUUCUUGAAUCCCCCGACGCUGACUUUAUCAUCGAGAACAUUGCGGACCUGCUGGGCUCCCCCAGUGAAUGGACGGCCAGUAACGGCGCCCUGGUGCUCGCCCGGAUCUGUAUGUGCCCCCAGGGCUGCGCCAGGCUUCUGGACCACCCCAAAUCCGAUGCCAUACUCCGAAAGCUGGUGGUCUCGCUGCGCGUGGAUGAAGCGGGCUGUGGGUUGAAUGCUGCAUUUACUCUGGGGCGCCUCUGCGACACAGACGUCGGGAGAAAGAGGGUACUUGGUCUACAGGAGGCUGAACACAUGGUGUCUCGUCUGGAGGCCAUGAUGUCGGAAGGGGAUGCUGGAGGGAGUCGCAAUGCAUGCUUCGCUCUCACGUGCCUAGCCACGGACCGCGCCGGCCACCAGCACGUUCUGAAGAGCGCGUCCUUCCCUCGGAUUCUCGACACCCUCAGCCGCCUGCUACGCUCGGACGAGCAGGAGUCCUGCUGGUUUGCUGCCAUGAGCGUGAAGGUCUUAUCCAGUUACCCUGAAGGUGUUGUGAGGCUUCGGCAGCACCCCGUACUGGAAGAAGUCCUGAAGAAGGCUGCAGCUUCCCAAACAGCUGGAAAAGAGCUGCUGGAGGAGGUGCAGGAAACCCUCGCCAAUCUCCAGCGUCUGCCCCAGCCCAGCUGUCCCAGAACCGAAAUACUGACGUCAGGGUCCAUACAGGUCGGCUGGGAGGAACACACACCAAACAGCGGCCUGUCCGUCACAUACAGUCUCUUCGAUGGUGAAAGGCUCCUUUACCAAGGCCCAUCAAGCUCCUAUCUAAUCUCCGACUGCAAGCCAGGCCAACAAUACAAUCUUCGAGUUUUCAUGGAAACCAUAGGAGACCGAAGCCCAGAAAGCCCGGUGGCGUCGGUGACCGUGGACGAACCUUUGCCCGGCUGUCCUCUGAACUUCCAGGUUACGAGUCGAACGGCUACGAAAGUAAGACUCAGCUGGUCGCCCCCUGCUGAAAAUGGCGCAACCGUAAAAUCUUACAUUGUGUUCAGAGAGGAGACCCCCGUGGAGACCACCUCUGAGCUUGGCUGCAUAGUAGGAGGUUUGUCGCCAUCCUCCAAUUACACUUUUAGCGUGUGUGCCUGCUCGCCAAGCAGCCGGGGCCAGAAGGUAUCUCUAGUUGCCCGGACAAUCGACAAAGGCGAUCAUGCUCCGGGCAAACUCACCGUCUAUGUCAUCGGCCGAAGCGAGAUCUUCAUCACGUGGGAUGUGCCCAGAGCCCCUCUAGGGAGAUUCUUCAACUAUGAGCUAUGCAUGAACGGGAAGCCGGUCUACUUGGGUACAGAACGUUCUUACACCGCCCGCCGCCUCGUUCCCAGCACAGAGUACACCUUCACCGUGUGCGCCAUUACCAGUGAGGGGCGCUUCGAGAGUAGAGCGGUCACUAAACGCACUGCCAAGGACGAGUACAGUAACCUGAGCAGAAACCAUGUUACAUUGGAGAACAACCAACCUGUGGCUUCUUCACCUGCCCGCGAUCCACCAGACCACGCUGAGAAACAGCCAAAGAUGCCUGAUCCGUCCAAACAUUGCCCCACUAAAAGUCACCCUAUACGGCUGCUCCUCAGCCGACAGACCAGCAGGUCAGGAGAUAAUAAAAGCCAAGCCCCCAAUUCACGGAGAAACUCGAUGCUAUCAUGGUCUACUGACUCAGGCGAGGGCACUGCUGGACCCCUGCUGUCCCAAGUCCAGUGUGCUUCACCGCGUGACGUAACCACCACACCAACGGAGCACCGGAUCAAACACAGGAGGGGCAGCCACUGCCGAGGAGAACCCGGAACCAUCAAGGAGAACGGGUCAGAGGUCACCCAGACAAUUAACGCCAGGGUCCUGCCAAUGCCUGCGAAGCUAAGCCCCCUGGGAGUAUUGGACUCCACAAGCUCCAAGCUGCUCCACUCUGGACCUCCUGACAUCAAAAAGCCAAAAAGUUCUCUGGGUCUGCGACCAACACCCGUGGCAUCCGUUCAUUGCCUGGAGCCGGGAUAUCUGUUGUAUCAGAGGGCCAAGACGGAAACUGAACUCGUGCGGCCGACGCGAAAGGAAAGGCAGGGCCAGCAAGUGCAUGAAUGUGAGUUGGAGACGGAGAGUCAAAGAAGGACACUGGAGCCACUGCGAGAUCCCUUACUGAAAUCUAGACACCGAAACCUGAAGCUCAGAGCUUGGAACAUUACCCAAAGUUUGAAAAACGGAGAAGAAAAGACGCACGGGUCCUGGAAUUGUCCUGGGAUCUCUGCAGAAGAAGAAAAGCCCCAUCCGGCACCACUGGCCAAGAACGCCCUACUCAAGGAUGGACCUUUCUCACAGACAGCGGGACCAUUCGCUGUGAGACAUCAGCCCGUAUCGCAGUUUCAUGCAGAACUAUCCAGGAUCCACAAUCUCCAGAAGGUAGAAAAAAAACUUCGGAAGCCUUUUAAAGGACAAAGGAUUGAAGGGCCGCUGUCUGGCCAUUUUCAUAAAGAUGUCCUUGCUCUCAUCGGAGAGUCUGGAGUCACGUUUCGACUGCCCCUUGCCCCUAGCAACUCACUUCUUCCACAGAGAGUCAUUCCACGCCAACGAUAG